Molecule: messenger RNA, 1554 nt
Organism: Colius striatus (speckled mousebird)
Lineage: Eukaryota; Metazoa; Chordata; Aves; Coliiformes; Coliidae
Product: forkhead box protein J1-B-like
Exons: 3
Coding region: 1-1554 (517 amino acids)
Biological process (GO): regulation of DNA-templated transcription
Molecular function (GO): DNA-binding transcription factor activity; sequence-specific DNA binding
Source: RefSeq, a predicted model, not a curated record
AUGGAGGAGCAGCCAGCACGCCCAGACAUGGCUCAAGGCAGCUCCAGCAGCGACUGGGAAGCCACUGAGGCAGGGAGGAGCUUCACCUUGGAGGACUCAGACGACAAUCUGACCAGUCUCCUGUGGCUGAAGGACUUUUCCUUGGCCAACACCAGCUUGGCCAAGUCCUCCUGCUGCCUGGGCGGCCCUGACCCCCCCAGCUCUCAGCGCUGCUCCACUUUGGCUGCCCCGUGCUCAGCCCUGGCUGCUGAGCCCACCUGCGGGGCUCUGUCCCACUCCCCCUGCCAGCCCAUCUCCUCCUCAGCCUCCAGAACGGUGCUGAGCCCUGAGCUCGCACAGGACACUGGCCACAGGAGCAACCCUUCUGUCAGGCCACCCUACACCUACGCCAGCCUCAUCUGCAUGGCCAUGGAAGCCAGCCAGAAGCCCAGCAUCUCCCUCUCUGCCAUCUACAAGUGGAUCAGGGACAACUUCAGCUACUUCCGACACGCUGAGCCCAACCUCGACUGCAAAACCAUCCUCCACACCAAUCUCAACAGCAACUGUGACUGGGAAACCAGCCUCAACAGCAACCCAAGAGCAGACGUUAACGGGGAAACCAGCUUUGAGACUAAACUAAGCACAGACUUGGACUGGGAAGCCAUCCUCAACACCAUCCUGAGCGAUGACUUCCCCACUCUUGUUGAUCCGGAGCUCACACCACCAAGCAGCUCCACAGAACAUGACUCUGACUUGUUGCUAAAGGAGCACCAUGUUGACCAUCUCCAGGGUGGGCAGGAGCAGGUUCUCACUGAUUCCUGCCUCAACAACCCUUCUCGGCUUUGCAGCCCUGCCCUGCUGAGCCAGGAGCAGCAGCCUGGGCUGGGAUCCCUGACAGGUGACUUUGACUUGGAAGCCACAUUCAACACCAACUCAUGUGGAAACUUUGACACCACACUGAGCAGAGACGUCACCUUCAGACAGUGGAGCAUGCCCCCAGCACACAGCCACACGGCCUGCCCCACAACAGCCCUGCAAGGCACAGGGAGCCUCACCGGCAAAGACACCUCCUCUGGAACCUACACUUCCAUCCUCAGUGUCAACAGGGAGGUGCAGCACCUGCUGGAAGACUUUGAACAAGCCACCAGCAAUGAGUCUCUGACUGCAGCGGGUGGCAAAGCAGGGCAGAAGCGCAAGAAGGCAUCGCCUGCAGGAAUGGCUAAGGUGGCUCGACUUUGCAGCCCUGCCCUGCUGAGCCAGGAGCAGCAGCCUGAGCUGGGGGCACUGCAAGGGGACUUGGACUGGGAAGCCUUCUUCUACAGCAACCAACGUGAUGACUUGGACAGGGAAACCAGCUUCAACAUUACUCUCACAGAACCAAACAGCCCCGCAGAACACGAGCCAGAGCUGAUGGCACACGGGCACCACAUCCACCAGCUCCAGGAUGGCCAGGAGCAGGAGCAGCUCCUCACUGAAGCCAGCGUCAACAACCUGGACUUUGAUGAAACCUUCAUGGCCACUUAUUUCCUGCAACAGGAGUUGGACAAAGAGACAAAUGACUGUCUCUACUACUGA